Molecule: messenger RNA, 423 nt
Organism: Botrytis fragariae
Lineage: Eukaryota; Fungi; Ascomycota; Leotiomycetes; Helotiales; Sclerotiniaceae
Exons: 3
Source: RefSeq, a predicted model, not a curated record
AGAAUUCUAUUUCUCAACGUAGCCGUAAACUGCCAUCGAUUUCUACAUCAAUGGCCGUUCAAUUUUCCGAAAGAUCAAACCAAUGGAUCAUGCGAUAAGCGCGUUGAAGUUGCAUGCGCAUACCUGAUAAUCGCUGGAAUUAUGUUCAGUCUUUACUUUAUAUGGCUGAGAACAGCCAAGGAAAAGGUUCAAAGUGGCACAAAAGAAGAUAUACUUGGAGAUUCUUCCGAGUACAUGUUGGUCGAUUGGCUUGAAGACGGGGGGAGAAUAUUGCCAAUCCAAAGGUUCCAGGAUCUUUUUAGAAGGCAGUCUUAUAUGUCGAGUGUGGUUAUGAUCAGUUGUGAAAAUAUCAGGGUUGUGUUCAAUGUAAUAACAAAUGGAGGUUCAAAUGUAGCUACACUCAUCACGCUAGGAGAUCUAUAG